Messenger RNA from Felis catus (domestic cat), 1157 nucleotides. RefSeq names its product growth differentiation factor 1 (gene GDF1). Bases 1 to 1113 code for a protein of 370 amino acids. Gene Ontology annotation, molecular function: cytokine activity; growth factor activity. The transcript has 2 exons. NCBI's taxonomy places the organism in Eukaryota, Metazoa, Chordata, Mammalia, Carnivora, Felidae. Gene Ontology annotation, biological process: SMAD protein signal transduction; BMP signaling pathway. The record is from RefSeq and is a predicted model, not a curated record. Gene Ontology annotation, cellular component: extracellular region.
AUGCCAUCGCCGUGCCGCCGUCCUGGCCGCCGCGUCCUUUUCCUCCUCCUGGCCCUGCUGCUGCCCUCGCCGCCCCCAGCCCGCGCCCCAGCGCCGCCGGGCCCCGCCGCCACCCUGCUCCAGGCUCUCGGGCUGCCUGACGCGCACCGGGGCGCACCCACGCCCCGGCCCGUACCCCCCGUCAUGUGGCGCCUCUUCCGCCACCGGGACCCCCAGGAGGCCAGGGUGGGCCCUCGGCGGACGCCCCAGGGAACCACCCUGAGACCGUGCCACAUGGAGGAACUGGGGGUCGCCGGAAACAUCGUGCGCCACAUCUCGGACCGCGGUGCGCCCACCCGGCCCCCGGAGCCCGCCUGGGCUUCGGGGCAGUGCCCUGAGUGGACCGUCGUCUUCGAUUUGUCAGCCGUGGAACCUGCCGAGCGCCCGAGCAGGGCCCGCCUGGAGAUGCGCUUUGCGGCGGCGGCGGCCGCGGAGGAGCCGGCCGGCUGGGAGCUGAGCGUGACUCAGGCGGCCGAAGGCGCGGUCGCUGGGCCCGUGCUGCUCCGCCAGGUGGUGCCCACCCUGACGGCCCCGGUGCGCGCCGAGCUGCUGGGCGCCGCCUGGGCCCACAAUGCCUCGGCGCCUCGCAGCCUCCGCCUGGCGCUGGCGCUGCGCCCCCGGGCCCCCGCCGCCUGCGCGCACCUGGCCGAGGCCUCGCUGCUGCUGGUGACGCUUGACCCGCGCCUGUGCCACCCACUGGCCCGGCCGCGGCGCGAAGCCGAGCCCUCAGUGGGCGGCAGCCCUGGAGGCGCGUGUCGCACGAGGCGGCUCUACGUGAGCUUCCGCGAGGUGGGCUGGCACCGAUGGGUCAUUGCGCCGCGCGGCUUCCUGGCCAACUACUGCCAGGGCCAGUGCUCGCUGCCCGCAGCGCUGUCCGGACCCGGGGGGACGCCCCCGCUCAACCACGCCGUGCUGCGCGCGCUCAUGCACGCGGCCGCCCCCGGUGCCGCCGGUCUGCCCUGCUGCGUGCCUGCGCGUCUGUCGCCCAUCUCUGUGCUCUUCUUUGACAACAGCGACAAUGUGGUACUGCGGCACUACGAGGACAUGGUGGUGGAUGAGUGUGGCUGUCGCUGACGGAGCCAGGCAGGGGCCCAACAAUAAACACUGCGUGGUCCGCU